AUCAAUCAAACCAAGUUUCUUCUUCAAUAUCUUUGUUUUGUUUCAAGUCUGUAUUUUCCAAAUGGGGAAACCGUGUUUCCAUGUUUCUUCCAUCUCCUCUUUCUUAUCUUGUCUUUUUUUCUUGAGCUUCUUUGUCAACAGUCUUGUGUCUCUACCGUUUCCUCGUCCGGACCAAAUCGAGAUCCUUAUGGCGUUUAAGGACGAGUUUCCAAUCCUGAAAUGUGACUUCAAAAAGUGUUCUACCUCAAAACAAAUAACAAAAUAUUGGACCAGCAAAGACGUUAAUUCCUUUGUUGGGGUUGAAUUUUCUAGCGAGACUGGUGUAGUGACAGAACUACAUCUACGUGGUGCAUGUCUCAGUGGCAGUCUCAGUGCUAAUAGUAGCCUUUUCAGGUUCCACGACCUCGGGUACCUCGAUCUCUCUUACAACUACUUUGACUCCUUCUCGUUCCUCCCCGAACUUGGCAAACUCACAAACUUAGAGGUCUUGUUUCUUGAUAAUAUGGGCUUAACCGGUGAAAUUCCAUCUUCAUUCAGUAGCCUAAACCGUCUAACGGAGUUGGUCGUUUCAGAAAACGAGCUUUUCGGCAGUUUUUCCCCUCUACUCAAUCUAUCAAAACUCUCUUUUUUAGAUUUUUCCAAUAAUCACUUUUCUGGAAAUGUUCCUUCUUCUCUACUCACCAUGCCUUUCCUGUCAAUUCUUGGUUUGAGCCAAAACCACUUCAUCGACUCUCUUGAAACUAUAAAUUGCUCUUCAUCAUCUAAGCUUGAAACAUUAUACCUUGACCAUAACCAUCUCAGUGGUCUAAUCCUAGAGCCUCUCUCAAAAUUAACCAACCUCAGAUACCUCUACCUAGAUUCUCAGAACACAACCAACCCAAUCAACUUUGCCUCCUCCUUGGGCUUCAACUCUUUAGAAACACUGUAUCUUUCCGGAAAUGCUAUAUCAAGGCUUAAUACCGGAUCACCAAAUUUGAAGACACUAUUAUUGGAUAACUGCAACCUCAACGAGUUCCCCACAUUUAUUAAAAACCUACAGAAGCUGGAAUAUUUGGAUAUUGCAAACAACAGACUCAAAGGAGAAGUGCCUAAUUGGUUAUGGAGUAUGCCUUCUUUGGUUUAUUUGUAUCUGUCUCACAACUCCCUCGAUAGCUUUGAAGGCUCUCCCAAAAUGCUUCUCAAUUCGUCGCUUAGAGAGUUAGAUCUGAGGUCAAAUGAUUUUCGAGGAUCUCUUCCUAUUAUUUCACCAAGAUUGAGGUUCAUGCUUGCAUCAAAUAAUAGUUUCACAGGAGACAUUCCUCUUUCAUUGUGCAACCAAAGCUACCUAGGCGUCCUUGAUCUAUCUCACAACAAUUUCAGUGGUUCAAUUCCUCGAUGCUUGAUUACAUCAGAAGUAGAAGCACUGAAUCUCCGAAACAACAAUCUCAUUGGGAGACUGCCAGACACAUUCCACAAAAAUAGCUCACUAAUAUCCCUUGACGUCAGCCACAAUCAGAUAACUGGGAAGCUUCCAAGGUCUCUUACAAAUUGCACAUACCUAGAGUAUCUAAACGUAGAGGGCAAUAGAAUCGUGGACACCUUUCCGUUUUGGCUGAAGGAUCUAUGGUAUCUACAAGUCAUCGUCUUACGAUCAAACAUGUUCCAUGGUCCUAUCUAUUCUCCUCAUCAUCAUCUAUCAUUUCCUCAACUGCAGAUGGUUGACAUAUCACGUAACAAAUUCACCGGAAGGCUACCACAAGAUUACUUUGUCACUUUGAGUAUACCCUUGAUCAGUAUUCCCCAAAAGGAAAGAGAGCUGAGUUACUUGGGAGAUCAUUACUGGUAUCUGAAUAAGUAUAACCUUUCCAUGUAUUUGAGAAACAAGGGAAUAAACAUGGAGCUGGAAAAGAUCCUUGAGACCUACACAGCCAUUGAUUUCUCUGAAAACAAUCUUGGAGGACAGAUUCCAGAAUCCAUAGGCCUUUUGAAGUCUCUUAUUGUGCUCAACUUAUCCAACAAUGACUUCACAGGCCAUAUUCCAUCAUCUUGGGCUUAUCUCACGAGCCUCGAGUCACUAGACCUAUCUCAGAACCAACUCACUGGAAAAAUCCCGCAGGAGCUAGCAACCCUCUCGUUCUUGGAGUACAUCAACGUUUCACAUAACAAACUCACGGGCCAGAUACCACACUCCACGCAGAUUGGUGGACAGCCUAAAUCAUCUUUUGAAGGGAAUCUCAAUCUUUGUGGUCUUCCUCUUGAGGAGAGUUGCUUUGGGGACAAGGCACCAUCAACACCAGAGGCACAAGAGCCAGAACCUCCAAAGCAAGAGCAAGUGUUGAACUGGAAAGCAGCGGCAAUAGGAUAUGGCCCUGGAGUCUUGUUCGGACUGGCGAUUGGACAGGUCCUUUAUUCGUACAAACCGGUGCUGUUCUUCAAGUUGUUUCGCAUAUGAAAUGAAGUUUUUGAAUUUAGUUUUGUUGAAAUAAGUGGUAAAUGCUUUUGUAACUCUUCCGACUUAGAUAUGUAUGUGUGUUUUAUAAAGAAAAAAAAUAUGUGUGAGUGGUGAAAUGAAAGUCUACCGUACGUAGGUUUUCCUUUCUUUUUUUCAUGUUUCAUUGUUAGUUUAUACUCAUGUGUUGUGUUGAUCAUUCAUCCUUACAUAAACAUGAAAACAG
This is a messenger RNA of Brassica oleracea var. oleracea, 2654 nucleotides long. Its product is annotated as receptor-like protein 12. Bases 62 to 2431 code for a protein of 789 amino acids. Gene Ontology annotation, molecular function: protein binding. Lineage: Eukaryota; Viridiplantae; Streptophyta; Magnoliopsida; Brassicales; Brassicaceae. The transcript has a single exon. The record is from RefSeq and is a predicted model, not a curated record.